Tachyglossus aculeatus (Australian echidna) is the source of this 2576-nucleotide messenger RNA. It is a transcript of the gene DGKE, whose product is annotated as diacylglycerol kinase epsilon. The record is from RefSeq and is a predicted model, not a curated record. The transcript has 11 exons. Lineage: Eukaryota; Metazoa; Chordata; Mammalia; Monotremata; Tachyglossidae. Gene Ontology annotation, molecular function: ATP-dependent diacylglycerol kinase activity. The coding region runs from base 134 to 1840 and encodes 568 amino acids.
GGAGCCGGGAUGGGAACCCCCGGCCCCCGGGCCCCGGGCUCUUUCCGCUAAGCCACGCGACGCUGAGCACAGAGGCCGGGCCCGUAGCAAGCGCUUAAUUAACCCAGGGCCCGGUGAUCGCAGGCGAGGCGGGAUGGAGAGGGGCGAGACGGCCGGGGCGCUGGCGGAGAAGAGCCUGGUGCUGUGGACGCUGUGCUCCGUGCUGCUGCCCGUGCUCCUCACCCUGUGGUGCAGCGUGCGGCGGGCCAGGAGGCAGCUGCUCCGCAGGGACAUUUUCCGCCAGAGCCAGCACGCCUGGCGCGACGCGGACCUGUUCGGGCAGCCCACCUACUGCUGCCUGUGCGCCCAGCACAUCCUCCGCGGGGCCUUCUGCCCCUGCUGCGGCCUGUGCGCCCACGAGGGCUGCCUCGACCAGGCCGACCGCCGCUUCCCCUGCAAGGAGAUCAUGCUCAAGGCCCAGCCCGGGGACGCCCUGGACGUGGCCCACCGCUGGAUCCGGGGCAACGUGCCCCUCUGCAGCCACUGCCUGGUCUGCAAGCAGCAGUGCGGCAACCAGCCCAAGCUCUGCGACUACAGGUGCAUCUGGUGUCAGCAAACAGUUCAUGAUGAUUGCAUGCAAAGUUAUUUAAGGAAUGAAAAAUGUGAAUUCGGAGAAUUUAAAAAUCUCAUCAUUCCACCAAGUUACUUAACCUCCAUUCAUCACAUGCGAAAAGGCAAAAUUACUGAUUAUGGAAAGUUAGCAUCCCCCUUUGGAAAUCAGUGGACCCCAAUAAUAAUCCUGGCUAACACGCGGAGUGGAAAUAACAUGGGGGAAAUCCUGCUGGGCGAACUGAAGAUUCUGCUAAACCCCGUCCAGAUUUUUGACCUAAGCAAAACUCCCCCGAUCAAAGCUCUGCAGCUUUGCACUCUGCUCCCGCCCAAUUCUGCUCGCGUGCUGGUGUGCGGAGGAGAUGGGACAGUAGGCUGGGUCCUGGACGCGGUGGAUGAGAUGAAGGUCAAGGGGCAGGAGAAGUUCAUUCCACACGUGGCAGUCUUGCCGCUGGGCACAGGCAACGACCUGUCGAACACCCUGGGUUGGGGGGCUGGUUAUGCCGGCGAAAUCCCAGUGGAGCAAGUCUUAAGGAACGUCAUGGAAGCGGACGAAAUUAAACUGGACCGGUGGAAGGUUCAAGUGACCAAGAAAGGAUACUACAAUUUAAGAAAGCCAAAGGUGUUGACCAUGAACAACUAUUUUUCCAUUGGACCCGAUGCUCUGAUGGCUCUCAAUUUUCACACUCACCGUGAGAAGACGCCAUCGCUGUUUUCUAGCAGAAUUAUUAAUAAGGCUGUGUAUCUCUUCUACGGAACCAAAGAUUGCUUAGUUCAGGAGUGUAAAGACCUGAAUAAGAAAGUUGAGCUAGAAUUGGAUGGAGAGAAAGUAGAACUGCCCAACCUGGAAGGCAUCAUCGUGCUCAACAUCGGCUACUGGGGCGGCGGCUGCCGGCUGUGGGAAGGGAUGGGCGACGAGACUUACCCCCUGGCCAGGCACGACGACGGUCUGCUGGAGGUGGUUGGGGUGUAUGGCUCUUUCCACUGUGCCCAGAUCCAAGUGAAACUGGCCAACCCAGUCCGGAUAGGGCAAGCCCACACCGUCCGACUGAUCCUGAAGAGCUCGGAGAUGCCGAUGCAGGUGGACGGCGAGCCCUGGGCCCAAGGUCCGUGCACCGUCACCAUCACCCACAAGACCCACGCCCACAUGCUGUGCCACCCCGGAGAGCAGAGCGACGAUGAAGACGACGCCUCCAGCGCCUCAGAACCGGAGUCCCCGAGGGCAGCGGCGCCGGACCGCCCAGAGCUGUGAGCCCCGCCGGCCUGGGGAGGGGCGUCCGAGGCGUCCGCCUUAACCAGGAGGCUGAGCUCACGCCACGAGGAGUUCGAGACCUCCGCUUCUGGGCUGGGGACAGGUUUGGGGAGGCUGCCUCGGGGCCGGGCUGGAAAUGGCGGGGAGAGAUGGGGCCAAUAGGAAGGUCCAGGGCCCCGGAUCAGGGUCGCCGUAAAGGGGGGGCGAUUUUUAGGGCCAGGACCGACUCCGCCAGCCAGCGACUCCUCUCUCCAGGCCGGGGACCAGGGCAGAAUCAGCCACCAUCUCUCAAAUUGCAAAACAUCAACUCUGAGUUCCAGCGAAUCCAGAAUAUGCUGGUUGGCGCCGCCGGGGCCACGAUGAAAUGCCCCACCAGCGUGCGAGUUGAAACACUACGGCUCUCACUGUCUUACCCCGGGUGCCCUCAGGUAGACCGCCUCGCAGCCAAGAAAACCGAGGUCCUCUUUCCUUUUCUCUCUGACUUUUCAGUCUAGGUGAGUUCUAACGUUUUCCAUUUUUUAAAAACGCCUCUAAAAGGGAUGACCUAAGCCAGGGCUGAAGGCUGUCGAGAAUUCUCUAGCGCUGCUCACACUUUUCCAGUACAGAGAGUUUUCACAGGCCCCUUGCACUGCCUCGUCCUGCAGUUCCUUGUGGCGCAGACCCCAGAGUCCACCUGGGUUUGUCUGUGGCCAAAAUGAUGCCAAACUCAAAUUCACAGGAAGCAUUUAAAAAAAAA